AUGACGGAGACUGAGAGCGCCCCAGCCGCCGCUCCUCCAGCGGAGGCCGCCGCCAAGAAGAAGCCGGCUAAGAAGAAGGCGUCCGGUCCCGCCGUGUCCGAGCUCCUCGUCCAAGCCGUGUCCGCUUCCAAGGAGCGCAGCGGGGUGUCCCUGGCCGCCCUGAAGAAGGUCCUGUCCGCCGGAGGAUACGAUGUGGACAAGAACAAGAGCCGCCUGAAGAUCGCCCUCAAGGCGCUGGUGACUAAGGGGAGCCUCGUCCAGGUCAAAGGCCAUGGGGCCUCCGGAUCGUUCAAGAUCAACAAGAAGCAGCCCGACGGCGCCAAGGCGAAGCCCAAGAAACCGGCCGCUAAGAAGAGCAACACCAAGAGCCCCAAGAAGAAGCCGGCCGCCAAGAGACCGGCAAAGGCUGCCGCCAAGAAGGUGACCAAGAGCCCCAAGAAGAGCAAAGCUGCAGCCAAGCCGAAAAAAGGCGCCAAGAGUCCCGCUAAGGCCAAGCCGGCAGCUAAGAAGGCGGCUAAGCCCAAGAAGGCCGCUCCGAAGAAGAAAUAA
Messenger RNA from Staurois parvus, 549 nucleotides. NCBI's taxonomy places the organism in Eukaryota, Metazoa, Chordata, Amphibia, Anura, Ranidae. The record is from the annotation of a GenBank genome assembly.